ACGCCUCCGGAGGCCGCGACGGUCGGGCUUCCCCUGCCGCGGGUCCGGGCCCCGCCCCUCCUCCGGGCUGCAGCGGCGGCAGCGGUGGCGUUGUGGCAGCGGGGGCGGCGGGCGGCCGUGGAGCCCGCCGAGUCCUAGCGCCUGACCCUGCGCGGUGCUGCGGCGGGCCGGACCGACCGUCUCGCCGCAGGAUUAAUUUAUUUUUGGAAAUCAAGUGCAAUAUUAAAGGGAAAGCACACCACACUCCAUUAUUGGAAGCCAUUUCUGCUACUUGCAUUACGUUUUAAAAUUUAUGAUCUGAUUUGAAUACUAUCAUGGGAGGAGCUGUGAGUGCUGGGGAAGAUAAUGACGACUUAAUUGAUAACUUAAAAGAAGCCCAGUACAUCCGCACGGAAAGAGUGGAGCAAGCCUUCCGAGCGAUCGACCGCGGAGACUACUAUUUGGACGGCUACCGAGACAGCGCCUACAAGGACUUAGCCUGGAAGCAUGGGAACAUUCACUUGUCAGCGCCGUGCAUUUAUUCUGAAGUAAUGGAAGCUUUGAAACUUCAACCAGGAUUGUCUUUUCUUAACCUGGGAAGUGGAACCGGAUAUUUAAGUACAAUGGUGGGCUUAAUUUUAGGUCCUUUUGGAAUAAAUCAUGGGAUUGAGCUCCAUUCAGAUGUGGUGGAAUACGCCAAGGAAAAAUUGGAGAGCUUCAUCAAAAAUAGUGAUAGCUUUGAUAAAUUUGAGUUCUGUGAACCUGCAUUUGUGGUUGGUAAUUGCCUCCAGAUAGCAUCUGACAGUCAUCAGUAUGAUCGAAUUUACUGUGGAGCUGGUGUCCAGAAAGACCACGAAAACUACAUGAAAAUCUUACUGAAGGUUGGAGGCAUUCUGGUCAUGCCGAUAGAGGACCAGUUAACACAAAUUAUGCGAACUGGACAGAACACUUGGGAAAGUAAGAACAUCCUUGCUGUUUCAUUUGCUCCACUCGUACAGCCAAGUAAGAAUGACAACGGCAAACCAGACUCCGUAGGACUCCCUCCCUGUGCCGUCAGGAAUCUCCAAGACUUGGCUCGUAUUUACAUCCGACGCACACUUAGAAAUUUCAUAAACGAUGAGCUGCAGGCCAAGGGCGUCCCUCAGAGAGCUCCGCCCAAAAGGAAAAGAAAGAGGGUUAAACAGAGAAUCAAUACUUACGUCUUUGUGGGCAAUCAGCUCAUUCCUCAGCCUCUAGACAGUGAAGAGGAUGACAGAAUGGAAGAAGAUAACAAAGAAGAGGAAGAGAAAGAUCACAGUGAAGUCGUGAAGCCAGAGGAGCCACCUCAGAAUUUACUGAGAGAGAAAAUCAUGAAACUCCCUCUCCCUGAAUCUUUAAAGGCUUACUUGACAUAUUUUAGAGAAAAAUAACUUAGAUCAAGAAGAAAGAAUGCCUACUGAUAAUUCCUGUAGUCUUGAAAAUGUAGCAUUUGUUAGGAGUUAAACGAGAGCGAAUUCUUUCAACAGAGCGAAUUAUAGUGGAAAAAGUAUAAUUUGUUUCUGUCUUAGUAAUAAAAAUGAUGUAUUCAGUAAUUGAAAAGAAUCCCUUUUUAUAAAAUAUAUUUUUCUUUAAAUUUUGGGAAAAAUGCUGUUUUAACUCAGAGUGACUUCAGGAGUGGAAUGCAACGAUACUCAAGAUUUAUGUCUGGUAAAUCCCUUUCUGAUUCCUAACGGAUUUGUAGCGGUGAGGCUUUUGUUUCAUUUUCUAGAAGGUUACAUAACUGUUACGCAUAUACUAGUUUUUGAACAGCAGUUGUUUUCAUUUCCUCUAUGAAAGUGUCCCGAUCUGAUUAGGAAAUCAGAUGCUGUGUAGACCCACUUAACUUACUUGCGUCGCAGUCACUAUUGCCGAGUUGUUCUAGUAUUCCGGGCAAUCUAUGAGUGCAAUAACAAUACAGAUAUUGAAUGCUUUAGCUUUAAAAAAAAAGUUUCAUGGAGCUCAGUGGCAUUGCUACUUUUGCUUUCGAAUCUAUUGCCAAAAGACGUGAGAAAAUAUCUGCUUCUCUCCUAGAGAUUUUAAGAGCACAUCAAGCGAAUGUUAAAUAAAAAGUAUCUACUUCAUACAGUCCUUACUUUGUAUGGACCCUUUACAUUUUCAGUAUUUAAAAAUAAUGAGGUUAUCUUACCUUCUGGAGUUUUAGAAGAUGGUGUGUUUAGAACUGGGUUUUCUCUUAUCCGCUGUGCAGAGUAUUUGGUUUUUGAAGAUGCGCUGUUGUGCGCAGCGGCCGGUGACACAGGUAGAGCGUAAGCAUGAGUGCGGCCCCUCUCUUGGGGCGCGCUCCCAGGGAGGGGCACUUCAGCAAAUGGGGCUUCUGGUUCAUUGGGACCUUUGUUUUUGACAAGGUAGAACUGAGCGAGCCCCCGAAAGGAAUCAUCUUUGUCAUGUACGAGAUGUUCACAGGAAUUGUAUGUCGAUGCCUCUUGCUUUGAAAAUGCAGUUCAGAAUCACAGUGUACUCUUUGGGACCUACAUUGUGCCCAUUUAACUUUCUCAUGGUGUGUGGGGGUUUUUUUGGGGUAAAAUUAUAAUUCUCACUUUUUUCUUAAUAUCACACACUUAAACUAUCCAUCAUUUGAAUAUUAAUUAUAGCUUAUCAGUGAUACAGCAGUAAAUGCCAUUUUUGAUUUGUUCCUUUUCUUCCCACUAGGGCCUUAAAACAGCCAUUCCUUGUUAAGAAAGUACAGAAUGUAACAUACUACUUCGUGUUACGUGGAUUAUGUAUUUUUUAAAAGGAAAGAUUUGAGGGUAUCACUUAUUACCACCAGCAUCCCUGUUCCAAUGUUGAUCAAAUAAUGUUUAACAAAACCCAAUUGAUAUAUAGUAAAAGAAUUAUUAUUAUCUCUCUUCAAAGAUUCAACUAUUAGUAACACAUAGUUGGUUUAAAGAAAUUUCAUCUCUGGUAAAUCUCAGCUCUGGUAAUUCUACACAUUUAAAAAUGAGCAUUUGAAGUAUUCUAAGUAUGAAUUAUCUCAAGUAAAUGAGGGUAUUUUAGUACUGGGAAAGGUAAUUUCAUGGAAGGUGUUUGUUUUGUACCAGUGACUGGGGCUGGGUGAUAGGGGCUGGGGGUUGGGUGUUAGCUCCACAGUUUUUUUCUUUUUUUAGAUGAUUACUAAGUUGUUAUUGUUAAGAAAUGUCCCAUCUCACUUCUAUCAAGGAAAAAAAUAGUUUUAUACAAUUGUCAUCUGUUAGGAAUGUUCAUUUUAUUUUAAAUUACAUGUUAGUUUUAGAAGUUUAGUACUGAGUUCCUGGCACCCACGUACUUUUACCCAGCACCCUUUCCCCGACCCCUGGACACACUGUUGGUUUUGGAGCUGGCGUCCAGAUAUGUAAACAUACAUAUUCUUAAACGAUGAUUUUAAAAUUCAGAAGAAAGUUUUCGUUAUGGAUAUAUUUGAAGAUUGACUUGCUCAUGUGGUCUUUAUUCUGUGGACCUUGGCAAAGUGUACAGUAGAUUUUCAUGGUCAUUACAUAUUUUUGUUAUUGAUUGAAAUGUAUCUUUUGUGUUUUUAAAUGCAUUCAUUCAUUUUACAGUUGUGAUUUGUUAUUGACUUUAAAUAAAGAAGUAGAAAUUAAAAAAAUGAAAAUUCAAGUAAAA
This is a messenger RNA of Suricata suricatta (meerkat), 3612 nucleotides long. RefSeq names its product protein-L-isoaspartate (D-aspartate) O-methyltransferase domain containing 1 (gene PCMTD1). The transcript is spliced from 6 exons. Lineage: Eukaryota; Metazoa; Chordata; Mammalia; Carnivora; Herpestidae. Gene Ontology annotation, molecular function: protein-L-isoaspartate (D-aspartate) O-methyltransferase activity. Bases 315 to 1388 code for a protein of 357 amino acids. Gene Ontology annotation, cellular component: cytoplasm. The record is from RefSeq and is a predicted model, not a curated record. Gene Ontology annotation, biological process: protein modification process.